UCUCUCUCUUUCUCUCACCUCCAACAAAUAUAUAUCCUUCUUUCCCCCAUUAACCUUUGAUCACAAUAUUCUCUCCUACAUCUUCGCCUUCUACCAAAUUUCUCAUCUUUCUUUUCCUAUCUCUCGGAUUCUCAAUUGGGUCUUUAAAAAAAUGCGGAUGAGUUGCAAUGGAUGCAGGGUACUCAGAAAAGGUUGCAGUGAGAAUUGCAGCAUAAGACCUUGUUUGCAGUGGAUCAAGAGCCCAGAAUCUCAAGCCAAUGCUACUGUGUUUCUUGCUAAGUUCUAUGGUCGUGCUGGCCUCAUGAACCUCGUCAACGCUGGCCCAGAGCAUCUUCGUCCAGCGAUUUUUCGUUCGUUGCUAUACGAAGCAUGCGGUCGAAUAGUGAACCCGAUUUACGGUUCGGUGGGUCUGUUGUGGUCAGGGAGCUGGCAGCUCUGUCAAGCCGCCGUUGAAGCCGUCUUGAGAGGCGCGCCGAUCACCCCGAUUACAUCUGAAGCCGCCGCAAGCGGCCGGGGCCCACCGCUGAAAGCCUACGACAUACGCCACGUUUCGAAGGACGAGAACUCCGCCGCGUCAAAUGAAACUCAGCAACGAGUCAAGACUCGGUCCCGCGUCAAGCGAACUCUCGGCGUCGCUAAGCCGAAAUCCAGCGAACAUGUGGACAACAAUAUCGGAACCGGGUUGGGUUCGGGUGAACCGGAUGGUGGUCGGAUCACGAGUGGAUGGACCGGUUGUUGCGCUACGGAAGAGGUGUUGAACCGGUCGGCGAGUCACGAGUCGUCGCUCAGCCACCAGUCGGAGGCGGCGAAUGCGGUGGAGGGUGAGAGCAAAGAGAGUGAAAGCAUGGUUUCGGUGGAGACAGCGGAGACUUCGAUCCUCUUCCGAGAUGAACCGGAGUCGAACCCAAAGAGCGGUGAACGAACCGAUGAGAUUGGCGAUCAUGUUGGUUUAGAGCUGACGCUUGGGUUCGAACCGGCAUCACGUGCGCAUCACGUGGUUCCUGUUAAGAAGAGGAGGAUAGGAUUAAAUCAUUAUGGUGGUUCGGCUGAGAAUGAGUCAUGCAAGAUGGAGCUGAGGCUUGAAUACCCGGCUUGAGGGGUUUGAAUAACCGGCUCGACUCAGUUUUGACUUAAUCGGCUUUCUGUGACUUGUACAAGAGAUCCGAACCGUUUGGUUGUUUUUUUUCUUUUUUAUAACAUUUUGUAGUUUUUUUAAUUUAUUUAUUUUUGCUUUGUUGGCUGUGAAUGCGAUGCUGUACAAACUACAAACAUGGAUGGUACGUAGAGGAAAAGGUACAAUUUCAAAAUUGAAAGCAUCA
Messenger RNA from Gastrolobium bilobum, 1319 nucleotides. Its product is annotated as LOB domain-containing protein 40-like. The transcript is spliced from 2 exons. Lineage: Eukaryota; Viridiplantae; Streptophyta; Magnoliopsida; Fabales; Fabaceae. Gene Ontology annotation, biological process: regulation of gene expression. The coding region runs from base 152 to 1096 and encodes 314 amino acids. The record is from RefSeq and is a predicted model, not a curated record.